AUGGCAAAAGGGAAUGGAGCUCCGUCGGCCGCUGAGAAGGGCAAGGGGAAAGCAGAAGAGCUAAAACCUAAGGAUAAUCCAAACAAACCUACUGAAAUGAAGAAGGAUGAAAACGGCAAGACGAUCGCAAACGGUAGCAAGGAUGAAGAGCCUGACGAGGAAGAACUCAGCGACGAAGAUCAAAAUCUAAAAAAUGAAUUAGAGAUGCUAGUAUCAAGACUGAGCGAAUCUGAUACAAGCCUCUAUAUCCCUGCCCUCGAUGCCAUCAAAGACUUUAUCAAAACUUCCACUUCAUCCAUGACUGCAGUACCGAAACCUCUCAAGUUCCUUCGACCUCACUACGAAGAUCUGGGCAAGACAUACGAAAAUUGGCCGAGCGGAAAAGCAAAAGACUCCUUCGCCGACGUGUUGUCGGUGCUUGGUAUGACACAAGGGGACGAAGAUAAAUUAGAUACCUUGAAAUACCGACUAGCGGCGCCAUCGGAAGAUCUUGGCUCAUGGGGUCAUGAGUAUGUACGGCACCUGGCGUUGGAGAUUGGCCAGGACUACCAGAGACGUAUAUCAGAUGAUUUGGAUGCCCAAGAGCUAGUAGAGUUAACGCGGACUCUUGUGCCAUACUUCCUCAGUCACAAUGCCGAAGCUGACGCAGUUGACAUGAUGAGCGAACUUGAGAUAAUACAGGAGAUCCCAAAAUAUCUCGAUGAAAACACGUAUACCAGAGUCUGCCUUUAUAUGGUCAGCAUGGUCAACCUCCUCACUUAUCCUGAUGAUCAGCAAUUUCUGCAAACAGCCCAUGAUAUCUAUAAACGGUACAACAAACUUCCUCAAGCGAUGGUGCUAGCAAUCCGUCUCAAUGAUGUCGAGCUAAUCAAGAAAGAUUUCGAGUCCACCGAAGAUGCUUCUAUGAGGCGCCAGAUGGCUCUUUUAGUUGCACGGCAGCAGAUCUGGUUGCCGUCUGAUGACAUAGAAGAUCAAGAACUCACCGAAUGUCUAAGCAAUGAGAAGAUGCCAGAGCGUUUCAAGUAUUUGGCCAAAGAACUCAAUAUACUAGAUCCUAAGACACCGGAAGACAUAUAUAAGAGUCAUCUUGAAAGCACAAGGACUGCGGGUUUGACUAAUGUGGACUCCGCGCGGCACAAUCUUGCCAGUGCCUUCGUAAAUGCAUUUACCAAUGCUGGUUUCGGCCAUGAUAAGCUAUUGCUUGACGUUGGUGAAGGUGACAAAACGAGCUGGAUUUUCAAGACCAAAGACGAUGGGCAAUUUUCAACAACGGCGUCGCUAGGCAUGCUUUUGCGGUGGGACAUCGAAAAUGGGCUGGAACAGGUGGACAAAUAUACAUAUGCAGAGGACAACCAGAUCAAAGCUGGCGCUCUUCUUGCAACAGGAAUGCUCAACUCGGCGGUUCGCAUGGACACGGAACCUGCCAUGGCUUUACUUGCGACCGAGGAGAAUCUCAAUCAUAAGGACAAACAAGUACGGGUAGCUUCAAUUAUGGGCUUGGGCUUAGCAUGUGCCGGGACGGACAAAGAUGAUCUGUUGGACCUACUACUGCCUAUUGUAGAAGAUACAUCUCUCGAGAUGCAGCUCUCGGCUAUGGCAGCUCUAUCUCUUGGUUUCAUCUUUGUAGGCUCUUCAGACCAUCGAGUGAGUGAGGCCAUAGUCACGACCCUGUUGGAUGAAGAACGACAAAAGCAGCUUAAAGAUAAGUGGACUCGCUUUAUGUUUCUAGGCUUAGCGCUUCUGUUUUUCGGUCGACAAGAAGAAGUUGAGGUCAUUCAAGAAACUUUGAAAGUUAUCGAUCAUCCCAUGGCCAAACCAGCUGGUGUGCUGGCUGAGGUGUGUGCGUAUGCGGGCACAGGGACUGUCCUCAAGUUACAGGAAUUGCUGCAUCUUUGCAACGAUCAUUUCGAAGGCGACUCAGACGAGAAGAAAGGAGACGAGCUCAUCCAGACAUACGCUGUCAUUGGACUGUCUCUCAUCGCAAUGGGCGAGGAUGUUGGCCAGGAAAUGGUUCUCCGUCAGUUCGGCCAUCUCAUGCAUUACAGCGAAGGAAAUAUCCGAAAAGCUGUACCUCUUGCGCUGGGUCUCAUCAGUCCAAGUAACCCUCAGAUGAAGGUCUACGACACGCUCUCAAGAUACAGUCACGACAACGACAACGACGUGGCAAUCAAUGCCAUAUUCGCCAUGGGCCUGCUUGGGGCGGGUACCAACAAUGCAAGAUUAGCACAGCUUUUAAGACAGCUCGCAAGCUACUACCACCGCGACCAGAAUUCGCUUUUCAUGGUGCGAAUAGCCCAGGGUCUACUGCAUAUGGGCAAGGGAACGAUGUCUAUCAACCCCUUCCACACCGACCGCCAAAUCCUCUCCCGAGUUGCCGCAGCUGGCUUGCUGACUGUGCUCGUUUCCAUGAUCGAUGCGAAGCAGUUCAUACUUGGCGAACACCACUAUCUCCUCUACUUCUUAAUCACUGCCAUGCAUCCUCGGUUUCUGGUUACUUUGGACGAAGAUCUGAAGCCCCUGCAAGUGAACGUCAGGGUAGGUCAAGCGGUCGACGUCGUUGGCCAGGCUGGCCGACCGAAAACGAUUACUGGAUGGCAGACCCAACAAACGCCAGUGCUGCUCGCUUACGGCGAGCGAGCAGAGCUGGAAGACGAGCAAUAUAUAAGUCUGGCGAGCAACCUCGAAGGGUUGGUGAUCUUAAAGAAGAAUCCGACGUGGGAGGAAGGAUGA
This is a messenger RNA of Bacidia gigantensis, 2730 nucleotides long. It is a transcript of the gene RPN1, whose product is annotated as proteasome regulatory particle base subunit. Gene Ontology annotation, biological process: proteasome-mediated ubiquitin-dependent protein catabolic process; regulation of protein catabolic process. Lineage: Eukaryota; Fungi; Ascomycota; Lecanoromycetes; Lecanorales; Ramalinaceae. Gene Ontology annotation, molecular function: enzyme regulator activity. The transcript has 2 exons. The record is from RefSeq and is a predicted model, not a curated record. The coding region runs from base 1 to 2730 and encodes 909 amino acids. Gene Ontology annotation, cellular component: proteasome storage granule; proteasome regulatory particle, base subcomplex; nucleus.